AUGGGGACACCGGAAUUUCCAGAUCUGGGGAAACACUGCUCCGUAGAUUAUUGCAAGCAGAUCGAUUUCUUGCCAUUCACCUGCGAUCGCUGCCUUCAGGUGUUUUGUUUGGAUCAUCGGAGCUACAUGAAACACGAUUGUCCAAAAGGAAACAGAGGAGAUGUCACAGUGGUCAUAUGUCCGUUAUGUGCUAAAGGAGUUAGGCUAAACCCUGACGAAGAUCCGAACAUAACGUGGGAGAAACAUGUGAACAAGGAUUGUGAUCCAUCAAACUACGAAAAAGCUGUCAAGAAGAAGAAAUGUCCUGUCCCAAGAUGCAGAGAGUUGCUAACCUUCUCUAACACCAUCAAAUGUCGAGAUUGCAGCAUCGAUCAUUGCUUGAAACAUCGGUUUGGACCUGACCAUACUUGUUCUGGACCUAAGAUACCUGAGUCGAGUUUCUCAUUCAUGGGGUUUUUUAAUACAAACACAAAAGAAUCUCCGGCAACAUCAUCAUCAUCAUCAUCUUCAAGAUGGUCUACUCUUUUAGCUUCUGCGGAAGCAAGUUUUAGCAGACUUGGGAACGAUAUUAGCCAGAAGUUGCAGCUUUCGAGCGGCGGUGAUGAUAAUCCAGAGAAAAUGAAGGAGAGUAAUGGAAAACAGAAUAGUGGCAAAGUUACGGUUGAUGUUUGUCCAAAAUGCAGCAGAGGGUUUCGUGAUCCUGUUGAUCUGUUGAAGCAUAUAGAUAAGGAUCAUCGUGGUACUUCUAAAGCUUAG
Microthlaspi erraticum is the source of this 756-nucleotide messenger RNA. The record is from the annotation of a GenBank genome assembly. Lineage: Eukaryota; Viridiplantae; Streptophyta; Magnoliopsida; Brassicales; Brassicaceae.